This is a messenger RNA of Carcharodon carcharias (great white shark), 4805 nucleotides long. Its product is annotated as zinc finger protein ZXDC. Gene Ontology annotation, biological process: regulation of transcription by RNA polymerase II. Gene Ontology annotation, molecular function: transcription coregulator activity. The record is from RefSeq and is a predicted model, not a curated record. NCBI's taxonomy places the organism in Eukaryota, Metazoa, Chordata, Chondrichthyes, Lamniformes, Lamnidae. The coding region runs from base 1 to 3090 and encodes 1029 amino acids. The transcript has 10 exons. Gene Ontology annotation, cellular component: nucleus.
AUGGAGCAGCAGGGGCUGGGCCCGGGCCCGAGCCUGAGCCUGGGCCUCGAGUACCAGCAGCUGCCGCGCACACAGCCACACGGAGCGGAGGAGGCGGGAGGCCGGGCCCUGGAGGCCGAGGCCCCGCCGCUUCCAGGCGAGGGCGGGCCGGCCGCCCAAUAUUCGCUGUUCCUGAACCAGGCGGCCGAGUGCCGGGCGGCGGCGGCGGCGGCGGCGGCGGGCGGGGAGGGCGCCGGGCGGGCCGAGCCCGAGAUCUUCGUCGUCUUUAACCUGGCGGGAGAGGCGGAGCUGGAGCUGGGCCGGGAGGGCGAGGCCGAGGCCGAGGCCGGGGUCGGGGUCGGGGUCGGGGCCGGCCCGGGGAUCCACCUGGGCCCAGGCCUGGAGGCCGAGCCGCGGCCUCGAGUGGCUCCGGCGGGCCGCCCGCCGGCUCACCAGAGCCGCCUGCUGCUGGAGGCGGAGGAGCCGCCGCCGCCGCCGCCGCCGCCUCUGCCGCCCCCUCCCGAGGGCCCCGGGCUCCUGCUGGAGCCGCCCCCGGCCCCUCUCCUCAGCCCGGCCGACAACCCGCCCGGCCUCCCCGGGGAAAGGGCCGGGGCCUCGGCCUCUCCUGGCGGCCUGUCCGGCACCAUCACCAUCAACAACCGCAACCUGGUGGUGCGGAUCGAGAACGGCCUCCUGAUCGUGGCGGCACCGGGACCGGGCCCGGGGGACGGGGAGGCCGCGGCGGGGGGCCCGGCCGGGGAGGAGGCCUCCCAGGCCCAGGCCCAGGCCCAGGCCCAAAUCCAGCCGCCGGCCGCGGCCUACGCCGACCCGGCCACCCCGCGGCUCGAGGAGCUGCCGCCGCCGCCGCCGCCGAGGAGGAGGAGGAGGCCUCCGCCGCCCUCGGGCCUGGAGGAGGAGGAGGAGGAGGAGGAGGAGGAGGAGGCGGGCGGCGUCGGGCUGGAGUGCGGGGCCGGGCCGGCGGUGGGCGCCUCGUACGGGGACCUGAUCCUGACCGAGAGCGGGGACGUGCUGAUGAAGCUGUCGGAGGGCCUGGGCCUGGGCCUGGGCCGCGGCAAGGCCUCGGGCUCGCUGUACCCCUGCCCCGAGCACGACUGCCGGGAGGCCUUCGACAAGAAGCACCGGCUGAAGGUGCACCUGCUGUCGCACAGCCCGCGGCCCUUCCGCUGCUCGGUGCCCGGCUGCGAGUGGGCCUUCACCACCUCCUACAAGCUCAAGCGCCACCUGCACUCCCACGGCAAGCUGCGGCCCUUCGGCUGCCAGGCCGAGCGCUGCGGCAAGCGCUUCACCACCGUCUACAACCUCAAGGCCCACAUGAAGGCCCACGUCCAGGAGCUGGCCUUCGUCUGCGAGGUCUGCUCGCAGCCCUUCGCCACCGCCCUCAAGCUCAGCGGGCACCGCCGCAGCCACUUCGAGCCCCAGCGGCCCUUCAAGUGCGACGUCCCGGGUUGCGAGAAGACAUUCAUCACCAUCAGUGCCCUCGGAUCUCACAAUCGUUCCCACUUCCGAGAUCAGGAGCACUUCACCUGUUCUUUCCCAGGCUGUGACAAACGUUAUGACAAAGCCUGCCGCUUGAAGAUUCACCUGAGAAGCCACACGGGUGAAAGACCCUUUAUAUGUGACUUCGAUGGCUGUGGCUGGUCGUUCACCUGCAUGUCAAAAUUACUACGACAUAAAAGGACCCACGAAGAUGAUCGGAGGUUUGUCUGUCCUGUGGAUGGCUGUGGAAAAUCAUUCACGAGGGCAGAGCACCUGAAAGGGCACAGCAUCACUCACCUCGGCACGAGGCCGUUUGUUUGUCCUGUUGAAGGUUGUGAAGCUCGAUUCUCAGCGCGGAGCAGCUUGUACAUCCACUCCAAGAAACACCUGGAAGAUGCGGACAAGGUGAAAACACGCUGCCCUCUCUCCAACUGCAGCAAGCUCUUCAACUCUAAGCACAGCAUCAAGACCCACAUGAUGAAGCAGCACAAUAUCAGCCCUGAUUUGUUCUCCCAGUUGGAGAUGACGGGCUCCUUGACCCCAAGCAGUGAGCUGACCAGUCCAAGCCAAGGCGACCUCAGCAACGUGGACAUUGCAUCGCUCUUCACCACUGUCCCUGUCAAUCCAGUCAGCAUCUCACCGGACAUAUCGCUCGUGAGCUCUGGAAUCCUGACAAUUGACGCUGCCUCUGUGGGAUCCACUCUUGGAGGGGCGGUUUCUGUUAGCAGCAACGCCAUGGCGCAAGCCUCAGACCCUCUUAUAGUUGCCACCACGGAUAUGUCACACACCAUAGACAGCACUCUGGGCCUCACUGCUGGCGUCUUGCAGCAAAAUAGCUUGAAUUUAGAAGGUGUGCAGCCAGUCAGUACGGAGGCCCUGGGGUCCCUGAGCUCCCUGUCAAUGCGGUCUGUGGGGACCUGUCAGGAACUGCAGGGACUGUCAUCCAGUGGAGCCCUGACCCCUUCCUGCAGCCUGGGGGCAAGCCACGUCCCAGAACUGUUGACUCCAACUAAAGUGGAACGGCACGUGCUGAGUGUGUCCGAUAUGAUGAGCCAGCAGGAGACGGGCAAGGUGGUCACUCAGUUUGUCUUCUCCAGUUUAAACCCUCCGACUGGCAACUUCAGCGCACAGAAAGAACUAGAGUUAAACAUGGUGCCCUGCUGCCCUUUUCUGGAAAGCGGGGGAUCGGCUAGGACAGAUUACAGAGCUAUACAGCUUGCUAAGAAGAGGAAACAGAAAGGAGUUGGAGGCAGCACAGAGAAUGCCAACAGUGCCGGACAAAGGAAGAAAGCCAACAGGGGACAGUCCACGCCAUCCACUGCUGUGAGCCAGAACUGUCGCUUCAGUAAUGUUAUAAUGCCCACUGGUGGCCUGACGAUCCGUGACCCGACUACGGGAGCUCCUUACGUCCAGACCCAGCUAUUGCAGGAUGAUCCGUCAGGAGAUGGGGAUCUGGCCUUCCAGCUCACAGCACAGUCUACAACGUCUCAUUCACAGCUCACUGUUGAUCUUCCUGUCAAUAUUCUACAGGAGCCUCACCCAUCAGUUGAAGAUGACAGUACUGGCAAUUCCCAGUUUACUGGAAGCACUAUAAAUCUUCAGGACUUGGAGUAACAUAAUCAGAAAAGCUAACAGUGGGAUUCAGGUCCAGCUGAUGAAAUUUGCACUUCCUACAGAGCCAGACACAGCCCAGGAACUGGGAGGUUCAGACUGUGGUUCUGGGACAUGUUGGGGGGGCCCAAUGUUGGAAAUCACAAAAUCAUAAUAAUGGUUUAACUGUGCUGCUGAAAGUGCGAUUUCCUCGAGACCACAGGCUGCGAUUCCAUACCCAGAAUCUGGGGACCCACUGAAACCUGAGCUUUGAAUUUUAGGCUCCUGGAAUUUGCAGCUUUGUGGGGGGCUGUCUGCUGCUGGAGGAACGAGAAAAACCUGGCAUGUCGAGUCUGGGUUUAAGCUUCCCCUUUCGCAAUGGUAACUAGUGGGAAAAGGCUGCAAUUCUAAAGUUAACAUGAGGGCUGUGUAAUUUAGAUUCUUUUCCCUCAGAGGGGUGGAGGGAGCGCUUCUGUAAAUCAUUACUGCCCUUCAUUUACAUACUUUUUCUCUCCUUUUUCAAACACGGAUGGUUUCUAAACAUAUGUAGCUAUCAAGGCAACAAAGCUUAACUGAUCUCUGAGAGGUGUGCAUUGGACUUUUAUAUUUCUUUCUACAUCUGCCUUAAAGAGGUGGCCUGGGAUCAGCUGGGGAUGGAAUAUAGCAUCUCAAUAAAACUUACUGGACAGUGUCCGAUUCCUGCUGUUCCAAUCUGAGCUGUCAAAUCUCUAACUGACUGAACUAUACCACAGUGUGCACGGGAUACAGAGCCUCAUUUCUUAAGUUCACUGCUGAGAUUUUGAAACUAAAAAUCUAUUAAGCCUCCUCCCAGGUCCAAUUACAAGGAGGCCUGUGUUGCAUUCUAAAAAUGGAGUGGCAUAGACGUCAGUGAGUAACUGUGGCCUGGCUCUGGAGAUCACUGGCGGCCAUUAAUGCACCUUAUCUGGCCCCCGCCCCCCCCCGCCCUCCGUGUUGGCUGGCGUGAGAUUGUGUAAGAAUGACUGCAUAUUAGCAGAGAUGCUUGGAUCACAAGUUACGAUGGGGUGAUUGAGUCUGGGGAGCGUGUCUAAAGUCUGUCACGUUCUGGGUGAGUAAGUCUGGGGAGUGUGUAUAAAGUCCAUCUCAUCAUUCUCUGCUCUCUGGACACUUUGUCAGGGAAUGUGAACUUUCUGCUGUGGUGGCUUUGUCACCACAAACCUUGCCUCCUUAACACGAAGUUUAAAUAUGUAUAUUUUAAAUGUUUUUAUAUUGUACAGUAUGUAUAUUUAUUUAUUCUUUUGUACAUUUCUAAAGAAUAUUUGUUGUGGGAGGAGAUUUUGAGUGAGCAGAUAUGGUUGAAUUUGCACUCAUUUCUACUGCCUUUGCAUAAAUUACACACCAUGAAGGCAGUGAAAUUCGGUGGGGUGGGGGUGGGGGGUGGGUUGGUGCAUUUACUGAGCAUUAAAUCUCGGUCAGGAUAGAAAUGGACUCUUGACAACUUUUAAUUUUCACAAUUAAACGGUUGGGAGAGGGAGGGGAAAAUACUGCUCCAUUUCUUGCUUCGAUGAAACCGGUUCCUACACAGACCCUGUAUGUUCUGUGUACAACUGCAAGUGUUAAAACUACUUAACGGCCUGGUUAAUGCUUAAGAUUUUGAAACUUAAAACUUCCUAUAAUUUGUUUGUCCGCGUUGUGGGUUGAGCAGUCUGGCCCAAACUCAUGCAAGGCAGCAUAUUUAUAUUAAAAGAAAAUGGAAUUUU